GUGGGAGAGGCAGGCCGUAAAACGUCAGCUGCCAGCAUGCCCAUGUUGUUGAAGCCCUCUGACCUUGACCCUAGUCUCGCCAAACCAAAGUCGACCGCGUCCCGGCCAGCGAGAGCAUCCUCCCCCGCGCCACCUCCUCCUCCCCGCUGGUCACCUCAGCCCUGCCACACGCACUGAUGUCAGUGACAGCGACGUCGGCACUGACAACACCGCCCGCCCCACUGACGCGAGAACAGCUACAGCAGACCAUGCUACACCUCAUCAAGAACGACUCCAGCUUCCUGUCCACGGUGCACUCAGCUUACCUGGAGAGUUUCCACGCGGCCACUGGCAACAACAAGUCCUAGCUGGCUUUGUGCUGCUGUGGGAGCUGUCGCUGUCGCUGCUGCUGUCACUGUUGUUGCUGAUGUUCAUGUUGUUUUUGUGGUGGUCUUCAGUGGAGUGGUGCUACAACUGGCAUGGUUCAGUACCAGCAACAAUUACAACAUAGGAGCCCAUACCAACUUUCUAGUUCAACAACAUCAUCAUCAUCAUCAGCAGCAGCAGUAUGGAUCUAGGAGGAAGCUUGUCUUCUCCUUAGGCUGCUGCUGUUGUGGCUGAUGAUGUUGUGGUGGUCUUCGGUGAAGUGGUGCUACUGACGUAGUUCAAAUCAACAACAACAACAUAAUGAGGCCAUACCACCAACUUUCUAGUUCAACAUCAUCAUCAUCAGCAGCAGCAGCAGCAGCAGCAGUAUGGAUCUAGGAGGAAGCUUGUCUUCUCCCUAGGGUGUUGCUGUUAUUGAUGUUGUGGUGGUCAUCGGUGAAGUGGUGCUACUGGUGUAGUUCAGUAUCAGCAACAACAACAACAAUAACAUAGUGAGGCCAUACCACCACCUACCUUGUUCGGCAACCUCAUCAUCAUCAUCAUCAUCAUCAUCAUCAGUAUGUAUCUAGGAGGAAGCUUGUCUUCUCCCUAUGGUCUUGCUAUUGUGGCUGAUGAUGUUGUGGUGGUCAUCGGUGAAGUGGUGCUACUGGCGUAGUUCAGUAUCAGCAACAACAACAAUAACAUAGUGAGGCCAUACUGCAACUUUCUUAGUCCAACAA
Aplysia californica (California sea hare) is the source of this 1085-nucleotide messenger RNA. Its product is annotated as mRNA-decapping enzyme 1A. The record is from RefSeq and is a predicted model, not a curated record. NCBI's taxonomy places the organism in Eukaryota, Metazoa, Mollusca, Gastropoda, Aplysiida, Aplysiidae.